Antechinus flavipes (yellow-footed antechinus) is the source of this 5117-nucleotide messenger RNA. It is a transcript of the gene CABP4, whose product is annotated as calcium binding protein 4. The record is from RefSeq and is a predicted model, not a curated record. The transcript has 7 exons. Bases 2200 to 3057 code for a protein of 285 amino acids. Gene Ontology annotation, molecular function: calcium ion binding. Lineage: Eukaryota; Metazoa; Chordata; Mammalia; Dasyuromorphia; Dasyuridae.
CGGGCAGGGGGGUCCCUGAACCUCAGCGCCAGGGCCCACCUCCCAGGGGCGGGGGCGGGCCCCCAGCGGGCUCAGGCAGGGAGUGGCCCGAAGCCCCCGGAGUCCAUCCCCGCUUUCUGCCGACUCCUGAGCCCGGCGGGGGCAGGGGGGAACGCUACUGCCCUGAGAAAACCUCCCCUGGCUUCUACCUCCUUCCCAGCCUUUGGAGGGGCCCGGGCACCCCGUGAAAAGGGGGCUGGACUCGGAGCCCAGAGUCCCAGAUUCGAAUCCCACCGCAGACGGAUCAGCCUCUCCAGGGAGAAAAUGGGGGUGAUGGCACAUACACAUGGGGCCUUUCCUGAUCCCCCAGCGGCCCUAAACCAGCCCCAAGCCCCCGGAGGGCGAGGAAGCUCCCAGAAGCACGACUGAUGUGUCUCUCUGGCUUUCUGGCGCCCGGUGCCGUGCUGAGGUCAGGCUGGUGUCUAAUCAAUGCACGUUCAUGGGAUCCGAGAUUUAGCACUAGAGGGAUCUCAGAGCCCGGCCGGCAAAAUCUCCCAUUUAUAAAUGAAGAAACUGAGACCCGGGCAGUGGAAGGGCUUGCCCAGCCAGAUUGGCUCGUUCUCAGCCUCCUACAAACAGGAACGUGAUCCUCAGAGAGAAGAAAUGGCUCCAUCUGGCAUCAGAGGAUCCGGAUUCAAGUCUCGGCUGCCCGUGUGGCCCCGCGACCCCCUUCUCGGGCCUCCGUGAAGGUCGUGCCCUUCAAACUUGGCUCCUAGGGGUGACUAGAUGGCUCAGGGGAUGGAGCACCCAGCUGCAGUCCAGAGGAUUUGGGUUCAGACACUUAACACUUCCCAGCUAUGUGAUUCUGGGCAAGUCGCUUUCAUCUCAAUCGUUUCUCAAAAACAAACAAAGAAGGAAACCAACAAAAAAGCAAAUAAACAAAGAGCAAAAAAAAAAAAAAAGCAAACAAACAAAAAAACAAAUAAAAAGCAAACAAACAAAAAGCUCCAACCUUCUCUAAAUCAUGAGAUUUCCUUCCUUCCUUCCUUCCUUCCUUCCUUCCCUUCCUUCCUCCCUUCCUUCCUUCCUUCCUUCCUUCCUUCCUUCCUUCCUUCCUUCCUUCCUUCCUUCCUUCCUUCCUUCCUUCCUUCCUUCCUUCCUUCCCUCCUUCCUUCCUUCCUUCCUUCCUUCCUUCCUUCCUUCCUUCCUUCCUUCCUUCCUUCCUUCCUUCCUUCCUUCCUUCCUUCCUUCCUCCCUUCCUUCCUUCCUUCCUUCUCCAGGACUCCAGGAGGCCCUCCCCCCCCCCCAAUAGGAACUAGGCACUGGAUGGGCAUCUUGAGCUGCCCGCCUGUUUCUUUUCUUUUUUUUUCCUUUUUGUUCUCAAUAGUAUUUUAUUUCUCCAAAUGUGUGUAAAGAUGUUUCCUACAUUUAUUUUUGUAAAACUUUGGGUUCCCAAUUUCUCUCCCUCCUUCCCUUCCCUCUCCCCAAGAAAACAAGUCAUCUUAUCUAGGUUAAACAUGUGCAAUUCUUUCCAACAUAUUUCUGUAUUUGCCACAUUGUACAAGAAAAAGCAGCCCAAAAGGGGAGAAAAAGACAAAAAGUGACGAGUCCGCUUCCAUCCACAUCGCCUCCGAAGCGCUCUCUCCGUCUCUCUGUCUCUGUCUCUGAAUCUCUCUGUCUCUCUCUUUUCUGUCUCUGUCUAUGUCUCUGCCUCUCUCUGUCUGUCUCUGUCUGUCUCUGCCUUUGUCCGUCUCUGUCUUUCUUUCUCUGCCUCUUUCUGUCCAUCUCUGUCUCUCUCUCUUUCUCUGUCUCUGCCUUUGUCCAUCUCUGUCUCUCUUUCUCUGUCUGUCUGUCUCUGCCUCUCUCUAUCCAUCUCUGUCUGUCUCUGUAUCUGUCUCUGUCUCUCUCUCUUCAUGGUUGACAUUUUCCAUCCCAAAUCUAUUGACAUUUUGGCCAGUUUCUAGGGUCCAGAUCUGCUUUGAGCACAGGGGCCCAAGCCGGGGCCUCGGGGGUCCCCGGGCGGGGGUCGGGAGAGGGUUGAGGCCCCAUUGGGUGAUCAGCCUGGGCAAUGUCCUUCUUAUUUACCUUAAUCCCCAGUCAGUGACCUGACCCCGGCCUUGCUGUCUCCAGGGUGGGGGUGGGGGGUGGAAUUAAGCUGCUUUUCCGGAUCCUUGAGGACUGGAUGUAGACUCAGUGACCGUUCGCUUGGGUCCGGCCUGCAUGGCUGCUAAGCAUGGGAGCAGAUCCAGGAAGGAAGCGGAGAGCCGGGGCGGGGGCCCCGAGAAGCCUCCCUCGGGGGACAAGGCCAAGCCUGAAGGGGGGCUCCUGAGGGACCGCGGCUCAAGGAAGAGCAAGAGGGAGAGCGGGAGAGGGGACGCCCCGAAAGGCAGAGGCGGCGGGGACAAGGCCGAGGAGCGGGACGGGCCCUCCCUCAGGGGCCGUGAAGAGGACAAGAGUGGGGGGGGUCCUGCCGGGGGAGAGGCUGGGUCUGGGGAGGGCUCCCAGGCCGCCCUGGCUCCCGCCCCCCGCAGGCUGUCCCAUCGGCACCGGGGCGACUCUCAGCACGAUCCUGCCCACAAGGCUUACUGGCCCCUGCUCAACACUGUCUUUGGCAAGGAUCGGGAGCUGGGUCCCGAGGAGCUGGAUGAGCUGUUCCAGGCUUUCAAUGAAUUUGACACGGACCAGGACGGUUACAUCAGCUACCGGGAGCUGGGGACCUGCAUGCGCACGCUGGGCUACAUGCCCACCGAGAUGGAGCUCAUCGAGAUCUCCCAGCACGUCAAGAUGAGAAUGGGCGGCUGCGUGGACUUCGAAGAAUUUGUGGAGAUGAUGGGGCCCAAGCUGCGGGAGGAGACGGCGCACAUGCUGGGCAUCCGGGAGCUCCGCAUCGCCUUCCGAGAGUUCGAUGCCGACAGGGAUGGCCGGAUCACCGUGGCCGAGCUGCGCGCUGCCGCCCCCGCGCUGCUCGGGGAGCCCCUGGUGGGACCAGAGCUGGAAGAGAUCCUUCGGGAGGUCGAUCUCAACGGGGACGGCCACGUGGACUUUGACGAGUUCGUGAUGAUGCUGUCCGCGCGCUGAGCCGCAGCUCCCGCCCCGAGGCCAGACCGGGCCGGCGUUCCUUCUGCCCGUGACGUCACCGCGCCGGCUGGGCCCCGACCUCGCCGCUUUCUCCUGCGUUCCCGGCAGUCCCCUCGCCCGGUGGCUCCCCGGGGCCCUCGGGCCGCCCCCAGCCACUCAGCCCGGCCUGAAGGGAACCGGAAGCCCGGGCCGGAAGGGGGCCGCCCCUCCUGCAGCCGCCCCCGAGUUCAGAUCCUGCCACUGCCUGGGGACUCCCGUUGUGAAGGGCCGACAGCUCAGGGGGCCUUUCCAGCUGCUCCUCGCACAGUUACUGGCAGGGCCGGAUUUGAAUCCAGUCCCGUCUCCGGGUCCAAACCUCCCCGGGAAGCCCCCCUCGGCCCGCCCGCUGUCGCAGCGCGGGAUUCGCCCUUUUCUCGCGUCUCCCUGACCUCGGCCCGCAAGGGCACAGGCUGCUGCCCGCGGGCUUGUCUGAGGCAGCCCGACCAGCAGGGGUCCCUGCACCGCAAAGGCGAGGCUCCCACCUCCCGCUGGGAACUGUCCAGCGGCCCCUCCGGGACCUCCUCCUCAUUGGUUGGCUGCCCUCCCCCCAGGUGCGCCUCCUGCCCCGGCUGCUCCCAGCUCCCCCCUCCCCCCGGGCAGAGAGCUGAGCUCCGAGGGCGCCGCCCAGCGCCUUCCCUGCCUUUUGUUCUCCCGGCGCCCCAAGAAGAGACAGGGAAGGCGGCUCUGGCUCAGCAGGAGCCCGAGCUAGGGCAGGUGCCAGCUCCUUGGCCUGGCCCACAUUCUGGGCUCCGGGGGGAGCCGGCCCAGGCGAGGAACCAGGACGCUGGCCCCCAAUUCCCAUGUCGGCGUCACUGUCUCUGGCUGCCCUUGGCCCCGGGCAUGGAAAGCUUCAGGCCAGCUGCCAGCCUGGGGCCCGCUUGUUGCCCCAGAGGGUCCGCCGGGCCCCCAGACUCCUUGGGAGGAAAGCCUGGCACUCAGAAAGCUGAGCCCAUAAAGGCCCCAGGAGGGGAGGGGCUAAGGGCCCUAAGGGAUGCAGCUUCUGGUACCAGGCCUGCGGAGGAAGCAGGAAGGGGGCGCUCCAGGAGUGGAACAGCCCCCUGGGCCUGGGGCCCAGACCCCGUGUCCAGGAAAGAGUUCUGGUUGGAGGAGGAGCACAUAUGGAGCACCUUCACUUUGUCCCCCCUCCCCAACCCCCCCCCCCCAGCUGUCAUGGGACCCAAGCACAAGACCCCUUCCCCAAAAGCCCAGCACCCUCCUCUCUGGCUUCCUAAUCACUGGCCGCAGGGUUUGCAGAGCCCUGCCCUUUUAGGGACAGAGACAAGCGCUCCUCUCCCCCCAUUGGACGAAGGUUGUCCGUUGCUGAUCUCAUAUCUGUCAGGGUCUGAGGCAGGAUCUGGCCUCCGCUUCUGGACCACCCACCCACUGGGCCCUUCAGCCUCCCUGCAGGUCCUGCCUCUGACUGGCGAGCCGUGUGCCGGAGACUGAAGAUGGGGACACCCUGGCAGGGCUGAGAAUCCGAUGGAAUCCCUCUCCCCGUCAAGUCCUGGGCAAAUGGCGCAGUGGGCUCUUAGGAGGAGAAGGGGUGACCGGAGAGGGGCGGGCGCCAAACCUUCUCCCGGGGGGCAAAGGCUCCUUCCAGAUCUCGGGGAACCUUCCUCCCUCAUUAGCCGGGCUCCUGAUCCAGCGGCCAGGGAAGGGGAGGCAGAGGCCUGAGGGUGUGGAAAGAAGGUGGCCAGGGCCUGGAACAGAACGGGACGUUGUGCAGGGAGAAAUAGGAAGCAUCCAAAGUUUUGUACUGAAAGACCCAAAACCUAGAAACUCGAAGCACGAGACAAGUUCUAUAAAGAACUAGAACAGCAAGACUCAAGAACUGUGACCAUGGCAGUGCCAGAGCAGUGGGGAAGCAGGCCUUCAGGCCGAGGUGGUGGGCCGCGUGUACCGAAUGAGCCAUGCGCUGACCCCGGGCUGUUUUGUUAUGCUCUGUUACAAGGGAAAGAUCUACUGGAGAAGAGGGUGGGGUCUGUGCCAGAAUUAAAAAAUAAAUAAAUAAAAAUCCCAAA